AUGGCAGGUAACAGAUUUAAAUAUGUAGAUUAUCUCUACGUGAGACAUUUGGGAUCUGACUCUGCAACUGCUAAAGCCGCAGAUGAAAUCAUCAGUCAGCCAGACAAGCACCUUCUCACUCAACAAGAAAUCUUCCAAGCUGAAGGUGGUCUUGCUGGUCUCGCAAUCUAAGCCUCCUCAGUGACUGUAGGUCUUGUUGGACUCUUCGCCCUUAGGCCAAGACUUCUCUCUUAUCUCAAGAAUGGUUAACUCAGACCACUAGAAUGGCUCACUCUAGGCUCAACUGCCUUUGUCAGCUACCAUAUCGGUCAUCAAAUUGGUUCUGUUGUAGCUGGAGAUGCCUAAAGACUUUAAAAUCACUGGAUGGCCUACUACUUCGUUAAGUAGAACAACAGAUUUGAAGGCAGACAAAUUCUAUCAAAGAAACCAGGAAUGUACUGA
This is a messenger RNA of Stylonychia lemnae, 441 nucleotides long. The record is from the annotation of a GenBank genome assembly. Lineage: Eukaryota; Ciliophora; Spirotrichea; Sporadotrichida; Oxytrichidae.